CUAACUCAGCAUUUAACUCUCCUGUAAUUCUGUAAAUAAUCGAACUGUUGUCUGUAGGGUUCAAAAUUGGGAAAACUUUACUAAAAGACUUUUUGGGCGAUUCAGAGUUCAGCUUCUUCAAUCAAACCUGUCACUGUAAGGCUGGAAAAGAUGCGCAAACAAACACACACGACCUAGAAUAGACGCAUACCCGUUCCGUUGAUGGAUCCCAAGGGCUCAAAUCAGCAGGAGGAAGAUGAAAGGUUGUCGAACAUCCCACACCCCACCAGCAAGGCGAUGAUGAAUACGAGCAACAACACGGAUGAGAAUAGUAAUAAAAGAGCCGUAGCAGAGGUCAAAGACUUUCAGAUUAUGGUGGCCGACAAAGAAGAGGGCGGCAAGAGGCAGCAUCAGUUGGCUCCCCCAAAGCGAAGCUCCAAUAAGGACAGGCACACCAAAGUGGAAGGGCGAGGGAGGAGGAUUAGGAUGCCUGCUCUCUGCGCCGCCAGAAUCUUCCAGUUGACCCGAGAAUUAGGCCACAAAUCCGACGGAGAGACCAUUCAGUGGCUCUUACAGCAGGCGGAGCCGUCGAUUAUUGCGGCAACGGGGAGUGGGAGCAUGCCUGCCUCGGCCUUGGCGGCCGCCGGAGCUUCAAUUUCUAUGCCUAUGGCUAUAGGGAUGGGAUUGCAUAAUCAGAAUUUGGAUGAAUUGGGGGCUCAAGUUCAGAUAGGGGCCGUUGAUAGUAAUAGUAGGGCCGCUUGGCCAUUAAUUGGUGGGAAUUUAGGGAGACACCAUCAUAUGUCCACGCCGGGACUAUGGCCCCCAGCUGCCGCUUUUAUGUCAUCACCAUCCUCAUCUUCUUCAACUUCUACUACCAAUUUGGGAAACGAAACUUCAAAUUAUCAGCACAACAAGGGUGGAUUCCCCGGUUUUGACCUACCUUUCACCCAAAUCAAUCCCAUGAGUUUUACCUCACUUUUAAGUGCCACUAACCCUCAGCUUCCUGGUUUGGAACUUGGGCUAUCACAAGAUGCUCAUAUAGGGGCUUUAAACAAUCAAGCCUUGACCCAUAUUUAUCACCAGCAGCAGCAGAUGGAACAGCCCAGAAUGCAAGAACAGCCCAGAAUGCAAGAACAGCACCAACCCUCUCCUAAGGAUGAUUCUCAGGGAUCAGAAUAGUUGAUAUUCUUUAUACUAUAUUAUAGUAUGUGUUUUACUACUUGUGGAUAGCAUGAGUGACUUGUAUAUAUUGUAUACUGGCAGAGAGAAGGGUAUACAUUACACCUUAACUACUUGCCUUGAAUUUACCACUCAUCCUCCCCUUGGAACUUCAGGUGCUUAUUUCUUGUUUUCUUUAUUGUUCUACUACUGUAUAUUGUUUAUUUCUCUCUGUAUGGAGAUUUAGAGGCUGUCUAUCUAUGUUGUUGUUAUAUAUAGAGCCACUUCUGCUCUGGAUUUUGCAGGUGAAACAUUGCCAUUCAAGUAGUUUGCAUUUGCACUUAAUGUUAUGCUUGUUUCAAGAA
Ipomoea triloba (trilobed morning glory) is the source of this 1502-nucleotide messenger RNA. RefSeq names its product transcription factor TCP20-like. NCBI's taxonomy places the organism in Eukaryota, Viridiplantae, Streptophyta, Magnoliopsida, Solanales, Convolvulaceae. The record is from RefSeq and is a predicted model, not a curated record. Gene Ontology annotation, cellular component: nucleus. The transcript has a single exon. Gene Ontology annotation, molecular function: DNA-binding transcription factor activity; sequence-specific DNA binding. Bases 202 to 1158 code for a protein of 318 amino acids.